Molecule: messenger RNA, 9963 nt
Organism: Coccinella septempunctata (seven-spotted ladybird)
Lineage: Eukaryota; Metazoa; Arthropoda; Insecta; Coleoptera; Coccinellidae
Product: vacuolar protein sorting-associated protein 13A-like
Exons: 33
Coding region: 16-9870 (3284 amino acids)
Biological process (GO): protein targeting to vacuole; protein retention in Golgi apparatus
Cellular component (GO): extrinsic component of membrane
Source: RefSeq, a predicted model, not a curated record
GUGUGGUGUUUAGACAUGUCUUGUUUCCAGAUGUUAGAAGGAGCAGUAGCAAGAAUUCUUAACCAGCUUUUAGGAAAAUACGUGGUUGACUUAGACACAGAAAAUCUCAACGUUGGAAUCUUCUCUGGACUUGUCCAACUCACAGAUCUCAAACUCAAACCAGAAGCGUUGUACGAUCUGAAGCUCCCUAUCGAAGUGAUAGCAGGCACGAUCGGAAAACUCUCGAUACAGAUACCAUGGACCACCAUAUGGGACAGCACGACCGUGAUAAACGUCGAAGACGUCUUCAUACUGGCGAAUCCGGUCGUCAACGGGAACCUUUACGACGAGGAGAAGGACAAAAUGCUGCGGAGGGCACAGAAGAGGAAGGUCUUGGCCGAUCUGGACUCCGAGAGUCACUUCAUAGGCGGCCCUUCCUCGUUUUCCGAGCAUUUGGUCUCCAACAUCUUGAACAACCUGCAAUUGAAUAUCUCGAGGGUGCAUAUCCGGUACGAGGACAAGGUUAGCUGCGUGUAUCCUCUGGCGGCGGGGAUAACCAUAGAAAGUAUCACGGCAGAGACCACAAACAGUAAAUGGAAAAGUGCACCCAACGACAGUAAAAAAGAUAAGAAUUUCUACCUGAUAAAAAUCGAUUGCAUGUCCGUCUAUUGGAACCAGGGUGUCAAUAUAAAAAAAUGGGAAUUCCCAUCCGAAUAUUAUACAUGGAAAAACGCAAUGGUGUGCAGCGUCCAACUCUACUCUUUCGUCAACGAAAAAUUCGAUUUCCUACUGAGACCGACCAACUGCAAGUUCAAAAUCACGAUGGACAAAUCGACGACUGGAAACAUCCAAAAAAUCGUAGGAGACUUCAACAUCCAAGACUGCCUCUUGCAGAUGAGCAAGAAGCAGUACGACUCUAUCUGCUCCACCGCUGACUCCCUUAAAAGGAUGCACCUGAGCUGGGAGUUCUUGGGCACGAGGCCCAAGGAAAGGAUCUCGGUGAACAAGAAGGCUUGGUGGAGAUACGCCCACAAUGCCGUUCUAGAGCAGAGGGUGAAGCCCUACAAGUGGUCCUCGAUCAAGAGGACCAGAGAGAUCUACAGACAAUACGUCGACACCUACAAGCAGAUCAUACAGAAUCCCAACGACACUGAGCUGAAACUGGAUCUACAGAAGCACGAGGAUCGGCUGUCGGUUUUGAACGUGGUCAUAGCCAGACAACACUCCAGGCUUCUGAUGAAAUCGACCAGCAUUGGAGAGAAGAACUUCUGGUCCAUGCUACCUUCGCCAGAACGUUUGAUACUGUGCGAGAAGAUUGGAUUCUUCAAUAAAUCCCCAGAAGAUCGCCCAGAAAUAGAUCACAAAAUCAACUUCCGCAUAGGAAACCUAAGCGCUACGCUCCUGGAUGGACACAGGGAAGUGGCUGUGCUGACUGCUACCCAGGCCAAUUUAACAUGGGUGCCAAAUUUCACCGAUAACCUCUACAACGUCAACCUCAAAGUCGAAGGCUUCAUCUUGGAGGGUAACACGGAUGGUGGCAAGUUGGUGACACUGGCCUCCUCCGAGCAUCUGAGCACUAGUCCUGCCUAUUUCUUAAGGGUGGAUUUCGCCAAGCUACCCGGCGAAUCUAAGGCGUCGCACAAGCUCAGGGUCAACAUGGAUUCCGUCGAGAUGGUCUAUCACGAGUAUUCUCUCGACUGCCUCUGGAGUUUUCUGGACAGUGAUUACCUCGGAGACGUUAUGGACAUACCCAAAUUGUUGUCUUCGUUCUACGCUCUUCUCGAACAGAAACUCAGGGACAACUGGGAGAUGGAAUUCAACGUUAAAAUACCGUUCCUCGUUGUCCCGGACAACGGAGAUUACCUAGGCUGCGACAAUCUGCUGAUCGUGGACCUCGGAAAACACUUGGUCCUCACCGAAAUCUGCCAGAAAACGGAGAUAGACGAAUGCGCGACCCAGAUGGAGCUGGAGGAACAGCUGUACACGAAACUCACCAUAGAAUCUAGCGAUAUACAAGUACUCCUCUGUGAUAGUAGCGAUAACUGGCGCGAAGCCAAAGACGAAAACGAUUCCGAUCUACACAUAGUUCCUAAAUGUGGCUUUAGCGCAACCACGGCCUACUGCGUGCAGUCGUUGAAGACGAUACCGAACUUCAAGUUCAGCGUGAACUUCUCCAAUUUCAAACUUAACGUGUCGGAGAGGAAGAUUGGGAUAAUCUUGAACUACUUGGGCGUAUUGGGGCCACUCAGAGAUGUUGAACGAGUGACUUCGAAGGUUCGAUUCUUGGAUGUGUUGGACCGGGUGGAGUCCAUUCAUUCCAACGACUAUUUGAGCAGCGUUCAAGACAAGGUUACCAUACAGGAACAUUCUAUGAACACCAGGAGGAAGAGUAAAGCGGACAAGCACAAUAAAGUUGCACAAAAUGUUAACAGGAGUUCUGUAGAAGAUCGAACGAAGGAACAGAACCACGAGAGUUGGGCGAGAGUUGUGGAUCUACCAGGUCUGGAAGAUAACAUCUCCCCGAACAACAAUAUCGACACACUCUGUAGGUUCAUCAUCAACGAGAUAUGCGUCGUCUUCUCUAAAUCCAGCGAUACGGUCGAUCGCCAAUACUUGGUCCUUCGGGCGGGACUUAUAACCAUGGAUUUGGCCCUUAUGACCUACGGUCCGGCUUACCAACUGUCCGUCAACACGAUUCUGUUGACGGAUAAAAUGCACACGACCUCUAGCGGCCAAUAUUUGGACCUCCUCUACAGCCCCCUACCGUCGAACAUCGACAUCAUCACAGUUUUGUAUAGGAAGGUCUCCGCAGGUUGUCCAGACUUCUGGAGUCAUUUCCAUGGGGUUGAAACAUCCCUAGUGGCCGACUUUGGAAAUGUCAACAUCCUAUUACACCAAGAAUCCAUACACACACUGAUAAAAUACUCGAAAUACUUCAGCGACAAGAUGAGGCCUCUCUUACCGCCAAAUUUCCAGAGCACACUUACCGGUAUUUACGCGAGCAUAAAAAAUUCGCUGCACAACCAUACCAACGUGCCCGUUCCACCUGGAUCUAUAAAAUUCUCCCAUUCUGCAAGACUGAUGGACGUCAACGUCAGAGUGUGUGAUUCGGAUUUCGACAUAAUCAAUAUCACGUUGUCUGGGCUUGAGAUGGACUUUCUGUUCAGGGCCAACGAACGGUUCGUUUUUAGGUCUUUCCUCAGCAAAAUUCUGGUUGAACAUCUGUCGGAAAUCACCCUGUAUAAUAAGAUUCUGUACACAGAGGAAGACAAAGUGUUCGAGAUGAAAUACGUGAGGCACGCGUCAAAUUUCAAAAAUGCUCACGAUAUAUCUCCAGGAAGAGAAGAUAAUUUCACGGAUGGCAGUUUCAAAUUUCACCUGGGGCAACUUCACUUCACGUUUCUGUACAAACUGAUAGUGCAGGUUCAGAGAUUCAUAGUCAAUUUGGAAGCUUUGGUCUACGUGAAUAGGCUACUUUUGUACCUGAAAAAAGCCGUUGCCAAUGCAACCAAGAGUUUUCAGACUAGCAGUAGGGUGCAACUAUCGCUCAACCUUUGUGGACCCAUUUUUCUUUUUCCUCAAAAAUCCUCAUCGCCAAAUGUGCUGGUUAUCGACACUGGAGAUUUUCACGUAGAGAAUUUUUUCAAAGAAGGACCCAGUGAUAUUGUGGAGAAUAUCUUGUUGAAAUGGAGUGACAUCACUGUAUCUAGAGGGGUUAUGUCUUUAUUAUCCGCCCUACAGAUGCAAGAAUCUCUGAUCGAACCCUUCCAACUCAACGUGGACAUCAAGAAGUUCACCAACGAGAAAACGCGUCAGAAAACCUGGGAGAUAGACGGCGUAAUCGACAUCAUAGAGAUCACUCUGGGCCAAAAAGACCUCAACACCAUCCUGUCCAUCUACACCGAGAACAUCGGAGAAGGACGCAUAAUCGAUCUGCUACCGGUUUCGACGGAGGCCGACGAUCGUCUUCAGGACAACGACGAGACGGUCAAGAACCUAGAGGCCUUCUUCUGCGAACCCAGACAGAGAAACGUCGUCGCUAAGUUCGCCAUGGACGGACUGAAGUUGUCGCUGUUCUUCGACUCCGGAGAACUGCUCAGUUCGCCGAUGAGGGACCUGAACCACGGCAUGUGCAAGCUGGAAAUCUGCGAUCUCGGCUUGAACUCCGUGUCUUACACCGACGGCAGCCUGGAUGGGAAGCUGUCGGUGGAUAGCGUCACCGUCACCGAGAUAGGGCCUAAUUCCAACUCGUAUGACAGAAGCAUACUGCAAUCGCCCAUCGACGAGAACAAGAACAACAACUGCAAUAUCACCGUGAACAAACCGCCAAUAAUCGACAUAACCUUCCACCAGAACAAGAACAGGGAUAAGUCGAUGGAUAUCAUCGUCGGCAGGCUGGGUCUCAACCUGUCCAUACCCUUCUGCGAGAAACUCGCCAUGUUCGUCUUGGAAUGUCUACCCAAGGACAUCGAUCUGGGCUUCGUGAACCACGGUUACGAAGCUGAAAUCUCUCCCGAACCAGACGCCAAAGUACCAGCGUGCAGAGGUCUCACAGUCUCCUUCAGACUGAACAAACCCGAACUGGUGUUCUUCGUGGAGUCCACAUCGAACACCAAGAGGUACUUCGUGACCAAAUGCGAGGUCUUGGCUGAUUAUUCUCGCCAUGCCAACCGUCUGAAUUUCGCCGUUUCGUUAUCAGGUCUUCACACCCUCUUCUACGACCUUGGGGUCCACUAUUUGGACCCUUACGUCUUGCUGAGACACUGCGACAUUGAACUCUGUAAGAAUUACUCGGAAGACAAAGGAACCUCUAUCUCAGCCUCCAUCUCCUCCAUCUACGUCCAGAUUUGCAGCGCGGUAGUUCACUCCCUGAACGACAUCCUCAACGAUAUCUGCGAACACUUCAAGGUACCCCUGGAGGAGAUGAACAACCUCAAAAUGCGCAGGGAGAACUCCUCCAACGAAGAGAUCGAAGACCUCUGGGAACCCAAGAAACUCAACGACUACGUCUUGAAAUAUUCCGAUAGCAACGACAUCCUCACCAAGAGAGGCAACGUCCACGAGGUGUUCGUCAUUCCAAGGUUCGAGAUAGUGGUCAUCUUCGAAAUGGAGGAAAUCCAAGCCCUGCUCAUCAAAUCUUCUAUAGAGGCCAGCGUUUACAACUGGUCGGAGAUUCUGAAUUGCACCUGCGAGGUGACGUUGCAGGCUAAUUAUUUCAACGAGAAAUUGCAGUGUUGGGAGCCUCUGAUAGACCCUGUGGUCAUAGAUGAGGGCGAGUACAAGCCUUGGGAUGUGCUGAUUAAAGUGUUUCAGGAUAAAGCCCUACCCAUGUUGAACAGUGAAGAAGGGAAGAAGAGGAAGAGGGUUCCGAAGACCAAAGCUUCUUGCACCACGACUGAGGAUGAGGAUUCGGGGGAUGAUAUGAUGUACCUGGAGCCCAUCAAUAAUUUCCCGAAUCGGAAUAACAGGAGGGUUAAAAAUAGUCUGUCGACGUUCUUGGAUGAUUCGGAUUCUGAAAAUGAGGAAGGUACUAUGGAGAAGCUAGCAGCUGCCAUUUCAGACUUGUUCACAGGCGACUGGAACGAAGAAGAAGACAGCGACUGCCAGCAAUCCAGCGAAAGCGAAGACACAGACAAUGAGCUCAAAUCACCAGAGCCAGAAGAAGACCUAAAUUACAAGAAAGCCCUAUACUUCCUGGUCGAUUCCAAGGAAGUUCUGAACAUCACCCUCACCCCCACCGUUCUCAAACUGUUAAAAGACAUGUUCACCCUCUACUCCACCAAGACCCUCUCCAUUGCCAACGACAGGAACGCUAUACACCUGGUGAACGACAUAGGACCUAAAUCGAGGAUCGAACUUUACGAAAAACGAACUUUCGACGACAAAGAAGAUGAGGACUUUUUGAUUUGCGCCAAGACUUUCGAGAAUAUCGAUUCAGCGCCAAACAGCCCGGUUAAGAGUAACUUUUCGGCGUUUAACAACGACCAGAAUAACGACAAAGAAAGCAAUAGCGACGUGCAGUUCGAAACAGGUUACGAUUUCAAAACCAUAUCCACCCUCCAGUUCCCGCAAGAGUCGACCAGCGAGCUGUACGAGAGGAUGAACAAGCAUUUCCUCAAGAUAUACGUCCCCAACUUCUUGCUCUUGCAGACCAACUGCUCCAAGAGUAACUGGACGAAGCUGCUCAAGCUACACCCCGAGGCUCAUAUGAACCAGGAGUUUCACCUGGUGGCCAAACACACCGUGGGCAAAAACGGGAGGAGUUUAACAGUUGGCUCACCCUUGAACAUUAAGAACGAAACUUGCUACGCCAUCAAUAUUCUGUACCAACCCUCGAUACUACAGCAGUUGAAUCUGGAGCCUGUGGGUGAUAUGACGAAUCCCUUCGAAACCACCAUGAGAAUCGCCAUUUUGGAACCGCACGAAGAGUUCAAUGUGCCCUUGUUCAUCGCUUGUUACUGCAAGUUGUUCAUUCAACCAGCUUAUGCAGAGGGCAACUAUGCAUCUUCGGGGAUCUGGUGGAAAGACCUAACCUCAGAAUUAGACUCGCCCUACAACCUCAUCUGCAAGAAGAAGGACUCCGACAAAUCCGAAGUAUUCGCUUUGAGGAUAUCGAUGGGGAAGAACUUGCAGUUGCACAAAUCGAACCUUCCGCAGUUGCCAAACUAUAUAAUAACCCUCCUACCGCCCCUGGUCAUCAACAACUACCUCCCCUACGCCAUCACGAUCACCAGCGACGUCUCCAAGCAAAACACCAAGAUCGAACCUGGGGAAAAGAGCAGUAUCUACAACCUGGACAUCUCGAACGAUCAGAAAUUGUUCGUCAACGUAAAAUGGGGCUCGGAGACUUGGGUUGGAUUCUUUACUUUGACCACGCACUUGGACGAGAAGUUCUUCGUGUUGACCUCCUCCACGUCGACCAGCAACAAACUGCUGGCCCUCAACGUCAGGGCCGAAAGGGAGAGGAGCUGUCAAAUUUUCAUAUACACCUCUUACUGGAUCGUGAACAAGACUGGGUUGCCUUUGAAGAUGAAGGCUUCUGCAAGUAACACGGUCAUGGAGAGCAACCCUAACGACAUACUUCUAUUCACCUACAAGCGUCAUGGGAGACAAACCCUGAGCGUCAAAGUUUACGAUUCCAACUGGUCCAACGAAUUCGGUCUAGAGUGCGCUGGCACCACCGGUCUGGUGGUGUGUAAAGACAACGAGAGGAAGAAGAAGUACCUCUUUUUCCUCACCAUAACGCUCAGCAAGAUGUGUCCCAGACUCACCAAGGUUGUCACCUUGCUUCCGAGUUUCCUCAUCAGAAACGAGACGAACAAACACUUAAGGAUAAUGGAGGAAAACGAAAAAACCGACCUGUGGAAUGACAUUGCGCCGCAGCAAACUGUCACUUUCUGGCCGGAAACCUCAUCCAUGCAGAUGUACGUCAAAUACAGGCAGAGCAAAGUGAUUUCCCAGCCAUUCUUCAUCUCGACGAACCACAAAACGGUACUGAGGAUGGAUAAGGGUGGUGCUAUAACGGUUGAGGUGACUGGGGGUACGUCAGAUUCCUUCAAGAUCAUUUUUUACGAUUUCACACCUGGGGACGCCCCGGUUUUGGUGCAGAAUUACUGUUCCGAUCUGUUCCUGAAGAUUCAGCAGAAAGACCAGAGCCAAGUCACUCUGCUGAGUCCAUAUCAUUCUCUGCUUUACACUUGGGAUGAUCCCACAAGGUUAAGACGGUUGGUUUGGAACGUUUACAAUAACAAAGGUUCUGGUUUUCCUCUGGAUACGUUCAAAGAUGGGUUUGGAGAGGAAAGGAUUCGUUUCCACAGCGUAACACCGUCGACAACGACCACGCUGUCUUCUAGUGAGGACUCUGACAGCUCUGACAGCGUCAGAACCACGUUAAACAAAAAAGUUCGAAAGGACAAAGUGGUCAUAUACUGGCUGUGCUACAGAAACGGCUACCAGAGGACGCUGCUCUUCACGCAAGAGUUCAGGAUAUACAACCACGUCCUAAAGACAGUUUUCGAGGAAAAGUGCAACAUGGAACUGCUCCUCUCCAUGUCCUCUUUCGGCCUCUCCGUGUUUACCUCCGAGUACUCCAAGAAGGAAAAAGUAUAUCUGGCUCUGUCGGACAUGCCAGCCGUUUGGGAGGUCAACGUGGGUCACAAAUGGAAGACUUUAACGCUGGAGUUAGCCUCCUGGAUCGAGGACAAGUACAAGUUGCAAUACAAAAAGUGUCAAUUGAAGGACUACAUCCACAUAGACUUCGAGAAGAUGUUCAUGCUCAAACCGUUCUUCGCUGAGCUCCGCCGGACCUACAACCCCGCCGUUUACUUCCACCUGAGGAGGGGAAACAGGGAGCAAUAUUACAAUUUGAAGGUUCACGCUUUGCAGAUCGACAAUAAAGAUAGCAACACUAUAGUUUUGCAGCCUCUGCCAAGCUUGGCGCUGAAGAGCUACGAUCCCUUCUUGGACGUUGCCAUUUCUAAGACUGUCACGCUUAACUGCAGUAUUUACAGAUACGUUAAGGUUACUCUGGGUGAUUUUCAUCUGAACGUCGAAAGCGACCUCUUGACUGACCUUAACCGACUCAUCGGUUUUGGUCGAAAAUUCGCUGAAGACGACGAACAUACCUACGCUAGUGAUAUGGCCUCGAUCCAUGGUCCAGUGGAUGGUUUCAAAGUAAAGAAAUUCAACCAGUACUCGAUCGUAGAAAACUUCCAACUGAACGGUUUCAACGUCAAGUUGAACAUAGCCAACAGGAGCCAAAUCGGUGUGGUGAUCAGCAACGUCCACUUCAACAAACUCCUAAACUUCCUCUUUCCCCUCAACAUCUCACCCUACAUGCCGCAAGAGGGAGUUUAUCACAAGAUUUCCUCGAUCGAAGAAUUCAACGUCGUCGACUCCUUCUGGGACGUCCUUGGGAACGUCGUCCAGAAGAUAAUAACGCAGUUCCUCCAGCAAUAUUAUUCCCACGUCCUGGGGCUGCAAGUUCUGGUCAACACCUUCGCGAUCCAAUCCUUCGCGGACAUAGCAAACAGCCCUUGCGACCCGGCCCAGAUGGCCUCGAUACUGUACCAGGGGUCCCGCUUCCUCCUCGGGCACGUCAACAUGUCCCCGGCCGCCUUGGAACAGAGCGUGACCGAUAUUUUCGCGAACCAAAGCAUCGAUUGCAUCCAACGAAUACGCAGGCACGGAUCCUACCAAAAAUCCGACGUUAUACCGAGGAGCAUCACGGCUUCCUGCAGGAAUUUCCACUCUGGGGUUCCGAUAGCCCUCAAUCAGUUGAUCGUGAGGGGUCAAAACGUGGGAAUAGGCAACGACGGCGAGAUGUUCUUCCGUACCACUGGGAAGGUUUUGCUGUCGCUGGUGACUAGGCAUCCUGACGAGAAGACGGACUGCGUGGAGCUCGCUAGGGAGGCAUUGAAGAGGGCUUCGAUUCUCGGAGAGCCCAUCAGGAUCCAUCAGAGACUCACCAGAUACAGGAACAUGCAUACUGGAUUGAGACCGAUGUCAACGUACGAAUCUUUAGGCCAAUUCCUUCUGGAAACAAUGGCCAAUUCCAGAUUCAGCCAUGACAGCUACUGGGCGCAUGGGGCUGUAGACAAAAUUGGAAAAUCCAUAUUGAUCCUUUCCUUACAACAUCUGGUAAAAAUUAACAAGUGUAGAUUGUGGGGGCCAUGGGAAAUAGAAUGGACCAUUGAACUAGAUGACAUAGUGAGCAUGCCCCAAGUUGUGGAUGCUGAGAUGAUCCUCACACUUAGACCGAACAAGCACAGGGUUUCCGAGGAAUUGAAAAUACACGGUGAUAGAGAAGCACUGAUCUGGCUCAGAGAAAAAAUAGAACAAGCUAUCAUACUCAGCAUGGAAGAUAAGUCAUGGACUGUCACUGACAAAUAAUUGAUAAAUUUAUUAUAAAAUGGUUGUACUAGUGAGAUUAUGAUAUAUAUUUUAUGUGAUGCGGAUGUUGAAUUAAAUACCCGAAUUCUUGUA